This is a messenger RNA of Merops nubicus (carmine bee-eater), 735 nucleotides long. It is a transcript of the gene GNB5, whose product is annotated as guanine nucleotide binding protein (G protein), beta 5. NCBI's taxonomy places the organism in Eukaryota, Metazoa, Chordata, Aves, Coraciiformes, Meropidae. Gene Ontology annotation, cellular component: heterotrimeric G-protein complex; cytoplasm. The record is from RefSeq and is a predicted model, not a curated record. The annotation marks the transcript as partial. Gene Ontology annotation, molecular function: protein binding; signaling receptor complex adaptor activity. The transcript has 6 exons. Gene Ontology annotation, biological process: G protein-coupled receptor signaling pathway; G protein-coupled dopamine receptor signaling pathway.
AUCCUGACAGCAAGUGGAGAUGGGACUUGUGCUCUGUGGGAUGUUGAGAGUGGGCAGCUUCUGCAGAGUUUCCAUGGUCAUGGAGCUGAUGUCCUGUGCCUGGACCUGGCCCCUUCUGAAACGGGAAAUACAUUUGUCUCUGGGGGAUGUGACAAGAAAGCCAUGGUUUGGGAUAUGCGGUCUGGUCAGUGCAUCCAGUCAUUUGAAACCCACGAUUCAGAUAUCAACAGUGUCAGAUAUUACCCAAGUGGAGAUGCUUUUGCCUCUGGUUCAGACGAUGCCACGUGUCGCUUAUAUGACCUUCGUGCAGACAGAGAAGUAGCAAUUUACUCCAAAGAGAGCAUCAUUUUUGGAGCAUCCAGUGUGGACUUCUCUCUCAGCGGUCGCUUACUGUUUGCGGGCUAUAAUGAUUAUACCAUCAAUGUCUGGGAUGUGCUGAAGGGGUCCCGUGUAUCCAUUCUGUUUGGACACGAAAACCGCGUCAGCACCUUGCGGGUCUCCCCCGACGGGACAGCGUUCUGCUCAGGCUCCUGGGACCACACUCUCCGAAUCUGGGCUUAACCUGAGAUCCUGUGUGCAGAAUCAAAUGAAGACUGAAACCCUGGACUACAAAAACUGCAUAAAAUCCCCCUCAAAGCCAACUAUUCGCUACACUGCAAAAGAGUGGCACUGAACCCACAGGUUAACACAACUAGGUAGAAACUGUAAUCUGCUUGAACACAUAGGAAACAUCAA